AUGGCGCGCUCCUCCAGACGCUUCCCGCUUGGUAAAUCCCUGGAGUUGGGAGCUAUUCUCUUGAGCCAGAUUAUACUAAUAGCAGAAGGAAAUGAGUUUCCUCCCUUGGAUGCUAUAAGAAGCCAGGUGUCACCUCAAGACCAAGCUGUAGCUGUUCAAGGUUUGAUACAACGACUCAUACCUUCCAGAGCAACAGAAUUCCAGGUGUCAGUUGACCCAUCCAUAGGUCCUGCCAACAAGGAUACCUUCAAGCUGACCAGUCAGAAUGGAGACGUACUUGUCACAGGCACCUCGGGCGUGGCAGCAGCAUGGGGACUGCAGCAUUACCUCAAGUACUACUGUGGCUGUCACGUCUCCUGGGGUGGGGACCAGCUGGGAACAAUCCCCUCACCUCUACCACAGUUACCAGCUGGGGGAAUAACUGUCACCUCCAAUGACAGAUUCCGCUACUACCAGAACGUGUGUACUGUGAGCUACUCGUUUGUCUGGUGGAACUGGACACGUUGGGAGAGAGAGAUCGACUGGAUGGCCCUGAAUGGUAUAAACCUACCCCUGGCCUUCACCGGACAAGAGGCAAUAUUUCAGAAGGUAUACAUGAAGAUGGGAUUCUCAGCAGACGACCUUAACCAGUUCUUCACCGGACCUGCAUUCCUGGCUUGGGGACGUAUGGGCAACAUUGAAGCAUUUGGAGGGCCUUUAUCUCAGAACUGGAUAAAGGAACAGUUAGCUUUACAGCAUCAAAUUUUGACACGAAUGAGAUUAUUUGGAAUGACACCUGUGUUACCUGGAUUUGCUGGGCAUGUUCCUCCAGCCACAACCAGACUGUUUCCAAAUGCUUCGGUAUCAAGAUUGGGAAGCUGGGCCAGAUUCAAUGCCACAUAUUCCAUGACUUACCUACUGGAUUUUGAUGACCCAUUAUUCAACACUAUAGGUACAGCUUUUAUCUAUGAGAUGAUUGGUGAAUUUGGAACAGAUCAUGUGUAUAAUGCUGACACCUUUAAUGAGAUGACACCCAAAUCCAGUGACCCGAAGUACCUAGCCUCCGCAGGAAGGUCAGUGUAUGCUGCCAUGGCAACGGCUGAUCCAGAGGCUGUCUGGGUAAUGCAAGGCUGGAUGUUCCUCAGCGGUUUCUGGCAACCACCCCAGGCUGAGGCGCUUCUCACAUCUGUCUCUCCGGGUAAGAUGCUGAUCCUAGACUUGAUGUCAGAACUUUCCCCCCAGUACACGCGUCUCAAGUCGUACUACGGCCAGCCCUUCAUCUGGUGUAUGCUUCACAAUUUUGGCGGGAAUGAUGAGCUGUAUGGUGUGAUGGGUAAACUCAACACGGAACCAUUUGAAGGGAGAAACUUUCCCAACUCUACAAUGGUGGGAAUUGGCUUGGCACCUGAAGGUAUAAACCAGAAUGAUGUGAUCUAUGAGUUUAUGAAUGAGAAUGCCUGGAGGACUCAGCCCCGGAACAUCACACAAUGGGUUGUGGAUUAUUCCAUGAGAAGAUACGGGGGGAGAAACUCAGAUGCUGAAAGAGCCUGGACUCUACUCGCUAAAAGUGUGUAUAACUACCCUUCUGAAAUUAGAUUUCACGGAAAAGUUGGAGUUGUCAGAAGACCAAGUUUGAAACUAAAGAGAUUUAUAUGGUAUACACCAGCUGUGUUGAGAGAUGCCUGGGCUGGUCUGGUUAAAGCCUCAUCACAGUUCUCCAGUUCUCUCUUUAGAUAUGACCUGGUUGAUGUGACACGUGAAUGUCUACAGCUCGUGUGUAUCAAGUUCUACACAGAUUUCGUGGCUGCCUACAAACAGAAGAACAUUCCUACUCUCAAGGAUUCUGUCACAAGAUUUUUGGAUGCUGUGACUGACCUGGACCUCAUACUGGCCAGCGACCCUCACUUCCUGUUGGGACGAUGGUUAGAAGAUGCCAAGGCAUGGGCGCGUAAUGCAGACGAGAAAAUCCUGUAUGAGUACAACGCUCGUAACCAGAUUACAUUGUGGGGCCCCGCUGGUGAGAUUCGCGAUUAUGCUGCCAAAGAGUGGGCUGGAUUAAUGAAGACGUUUUACUUAAAACGAUGGGCUAUGUUCUUGGAGGAGGUUAUUCAAUCAGCAGAGACAGGCCAGAUAUUUAACCAAAGUUUAUAUGAUAAAAAGGUGUUCACACUUGUGGAGCAACCAUUCACAUUUGCUAGAGAUUUAUAUCCUACACAGACGCAAGGCGAUUCAAUUGAUCUUGCAAGAAAGCUCUACCAAAAAUAUGGUUCAAUUUUGAACGCAGAGUUUUCAAGGAAAGUCACAGUUGAAUCUGACAAAAUGGUGACAAAAUUUAGGUCACGUAAUCAGGACAGUAAUUUCGUAUUUACCAUGCAUCAGAAGAUAAUUCCAUGAAAGAGGUCAUGAAUUGUCCUUCUGUUUUCUGCAGAAAAUCUUGUGAUAAUUUUAAUUUGUUAAUCAAUUUUCAUUGAUCAGUCAGUUUAAUCAUUUUUUUUAUUGUAUUCUUGAUCUGAGUUUUGCUAUUUCUAUUUGUUUCGUUGAGAUUUAGAAGAAAGGUUUGGACAUGGCAGUUUAUUGCCAGUCUUCUAACAUCUGUCAUUUAUGGUGCUAGCUUUAGAUUCAAAUGUAUAAAAGCUCCCUACAUAAGCACUUAUAUUGGAAAAUUUUAGCACAUGUAUAAACUGGACAAUCAAAAGCUUUGAUUCCAAAUUGUGAUCAUCUAAUGAUUAGAUAUGUUUAUUUUUAUACUUAAGGGGAAACGUGGAAAUCCAUAACAAAAUUGUGGAGUCAAGAUGUCAGAUUUCUCAAGGGGAAAUAUUGUACCAAUAUAUAAUGUUAUUAUGGUCUGGACUCAAUGAAUUUGCCCUCAGUAGAAAUUUGUUUCAUUCCAUUGACUCAAUAAAUAUCCGUGAUGUCUCACUUGUGAUAAGCGUUUUUAUGUUA
Liolophura sinensis is the source of this 2922-nucleotide messenger RNA. RefSeq names its product alpha-N-acetylglucosaminidase-like. Lineage: Eukaryota; Metazoa; Mollusca; Polyplacophora; Chitonida; Chitonidae. The transcript is spliced from 23 exons. Bases 1 to 2373 code for a protein of 790 amino acids. The record is from RefSeq and is a predicted model, not a curated record.